AUGCAACCGGCCACUGCACCGUACCUUCUGCGCUCGUUGUACAAGGAUGAUCACAUCAUCAGCACGCAUCUGAAUCGGCAAAUCACAAAUAUAGUCACUGCUCUCUUCGGCGCACACACCACCAAUUGCUACGAUGCGCAACUCUGUUACUUAGCAAAGGGGAUUUAUGUGGCGUUUGCGCUGCUGCGUGGGCAGACGUUGGGACAAGAAUUCUGUGACCUCUUACCAGUGACGGGUAGUAACCCACCUCGGCUGGUCGGCAUGCGGAGAAAGCUGCUUCUCGCAACAUUUCUCGCUUUGGAACCAGCGGUAGUUUUUCAAUUUGCAGUGCGUUUAUUCCCCCGGCUCCCACCACACGAUGUCGUAUCGAAUGUGAGCAAAUGUACUUUGAUGAUGUUGAUGCUGCUUGAAACAUACGGUACUCUUGCCCACCGUUUCCUCAGAGUGCGUUAUCUCAGCCUUGUGCCUUCGGGUGCCCUUCAAAAUGGUGAAGGUGCCCCCCGUACAUAUCUUAAACUAGGAUUUGUGUUAAUGCUCGAGCUGUUGAUUCGGCUCUGGCGGGCUGUGGCAGAAUGGCGGGGGAAUCGUGGCGCGGGUGAACAAAAUGAGCAGGGCGGAGCUGCAGGUCGCGGAGAGGAUGAUUCAGACACGGCGGAUGAGCAUGCGUCAGUGUCUGGUAAAUGCAUGCUUUGUCUUGGGAACCGUAAGCAGCCCACGGCAACUCUCUGCGGCCAUAUUUUCUGCUGGCGCUGCCUUUCAGAGUGGAUUAAGUCGAACACACAGGGAGCCAUUUGUCCUUUUUGCAGACGGCGAAUAACAGUAAACUCGUUAGUCCCGCUCUAUUUCUAUGUGGCGAAGGAGCCCCCGGUUGCGGAUGGCGACAGCGGUGCGUCGUAG
Trypanosoma brucei brucei TREU927 is the source of this 897-nucleotide messenger RNA. Its product is annotated as peroxisome assembly protein, putative. The transcript has a single exon. Gene Ontology annotation, cellular component: peroxisomal membrane. Gene Ontology annotation, biological process: protein import into peroxisome matrix. Gene Ontology annotation, molecular function: zinc ion binding. The record is from RefSeq and is a predicted model, not a curated record. Bases 1 to 897 code for a protein of 298 amino acids. NCBI's taxonomy places the organism in Eukaryota, Euglenozoa, Kinetoplastea, Trypanosomatida, Trypanosomatidae.